GGACGAGGCGCGCCAGCCCGGCCUGCCAGAGCCCCACCGCCUCGGCGUGCGCCAGCUCCUCCUCCUCCUCCUCCGCCGCCGCCAUGCUGCUCUUCUGCCCGGCCUGCGGGAACGUGCUGGUGGCCGAGGAGGGCGCGCGAUGCCACCGCUUCGCCUGCACCACGUGCCCCUACGUCCGCAACGUCACGCGCAAGGUGACCGGCAGGCGCUACCCGAAGCUCAAGGAGGUCGACGACGUGCUGGGGGGCGCCGCCGCCUGGGAGAACGUGGACUCCACCGCAGAGCCAUGCCCCAGGUGCGAGCACCCACGGGCCUACUUCAUGCAGCUGCAGACGCGCUCUGCUGAUGAGCCCAUGACCACCUUCUACAAGUGCUGCAGCCCCCAGUGCGGACACCGCUGGCGGGACUGAGCCCCACAUGCUGCACCUUUGCCCAGAGACAGAGAAGACACAGUUGCAUUUUAAAGUCACUUUAUUGACAGCCUGCUACACUCACUUGCUCCAGUUCCGUUCGUAGGGGAACACGCGGCCCAUCUGCAGGGUGCAGGCCACGGUCGGCUCGUAGAAGGCCAUGGGGGCCUCACUCAGCUUGGAGCAAGCCACUUCCUCCUCCAGCACGGGCCGCGAGAAGAGGGAAGGCACCUUUUGCUGCUUCAGGCAGAACUUCUGGAUGCAGCCCAGGGCUUCCAAGCCCUGCAGAAGAAAGCAGUCAUAAGAGUUUUUAAUAAAUAAAAAUUACUGUCCAAGAAA
This is a messenger RNA of Heteronotia binoei (common prickly gecko), 749 nucleotides long. RefSeq names its product RNA polymerase III subunit K (gene POLR3K). Gene Ontology annotation, biological process: DNA-templated transcription; termination of RNA polymerase III transcription. Bases 84 to 410 code for a protein of 108 amino acids. Lineage: Eukaryota; Metazoa; Chordata; Lepidosauria; Squamata; Gekkonidae. The transcript has 3 exons. Gene Ontology annotation, cellular component: RNA polymerase III complex. The record is from RefSeq and is a predicted model, not a curated record. Gene Ontology annotation, molecular function: nucleic acid binding; DNA-directed RNA polymerase activity; zinc ion binding.